ACCAAAUCGAACGUCUGGGAGCCCACCCAUUCGUUUAUCUUCUUUCUCAUUUGCCACUUUUAUAUUAUUGAUGUUUCUGUUAAUAAUUUCUUCGAAAUUCCUGAGCUUUUUCUUUCUCCCAUCUCGCCGGAGAUCGACCCUACUUUCUUUUAUUCCUGUUUUUUCUCCGAUGGGCAGAGAAGGGUAAGGUAAAAAGGGAAGGGAAAGUAAAAGUUAGGAGGUUUUCUUUCUAGAUUUUCAAGUUCAGAUUCAUUCUGGAAAGAUAUUCUUGCGAGAAAAGAAAAGAAAAAAAAAUUGAAGAUGGGAGCAGAGAGCACCUCGGAAACGACCCCCGUAAGUGGAGAUUGGAACGAGAAAUACGAGACCCAGGUGGUGUUGAACGUUUAUGAUCUCACCCCUGCCAACAAUUAUUCUUAUUGGUUUGGUUUUGGGAUUUUUCAUUCGGGUAUUGAAGUCCACGGUAAAGAGUAUGGGUUUGGAGCUCACGACUUCCCUGCUAGUGGAGUUUUUGAAGUAGAACCAAGGAGCUGUCCGGGUUUUAUAUACCGAUGUUCUGUCACGUUGGGAAAACUUGAUAUGCCUCCCUCUGAAUUUAGAACGUUCAUUGAAACUGUUGCCUCUGAAUAUCAUGGAGAUACAUAUCAUCUUAUUUCCAAGAACUGUAAUCAUUUUACUGAUGAUGUCUCCAGCAGAUUGACUGGGAAACGGAUACCUGGAUGGAUCAAUCGGCUCGCUCGGAUGGGUGCUUUGUGCAGUUGUUUGCUACCUGAAAGUCUUCAAGUAACUACUGUCAAACAACUGCCCGAAUACCACGAAUACUCAGUUAAAAACUUGAAUCCAACGAAGUAUGCUGUUAUAAGCAUUACCAUUUGGGGUUUGUUUCCUCCAGAGGAAGAAUGUACCACCGGGUCUCCAUCGCUCGACACUCGACUGGUCUCGGCAGAAAUUGUGGAAGAUGAAGAUAAGCGGCUGCUGACAGUAUCAACUGGAAUCACAGAUGUUGCUUUCGUCCCAGAAUCUCACAAGUGAAAGAGAGCAGAGAGGCAGGUGUCUUCUAUUGCUUGCAAAUCGUAUCUCCCAUGCCCGCGCCUAAUGAUCUUGUCUCCAUUGCAAAAGUAAGAACUGUUUGGCUUCUUUGUAUUAAAUGUUUGGGAGUGGAAUUGUUUUUAUUCCGUAGAUAGUUGUACUUCAGCUUUAAUUGGCCCAAAGAGACAUAGAGAUCACUUUGAAUGUUGUUUUGCUUCCAUAUCCUUUGAAAUGAUCGCAGUAUUGCCUCGAUUUGCAGAACAACUCUCAGUUUCAAUGUUAUAUUAUGAGUUAAGUUACA
Messenger RNA from Cucurbita moschata (crookneck pumpkin), 1327 nucleotides. Its product is annotated as deSI-like protein At4g17486. Gene Ontology annotation, biological process: protein deubiquitination. The record is from RefSeq and is a predicted model, not a curated record. The transcript has 4 exons. Gene Ontology annotation, molecular function: deubiquitinase activity. Lineage: Eukaryota; Viridiplantae; Streptophyta; Magnoliopsida; Cucurbitales; Cucurbitaceae. Bases 301 to 1029 code for a protein of 242 amino acids.